Molecule: messenger RNA, 3324 nt
Organism: Mytilus californianus (California mussel)
Lineage: Eukaryota; Metazoa; Mollusca; Bivalvia; Mytilida; Mytilidae
Product: neural cell adhesion molecule 1-B-like
Exons: 13
Coding region: 1263-3203 (646 amino acids)
Biological process (GO): cell-cell adhesion
Cellular component (GO): cell-cell junction
Molecular function (GO): cell adhesion molecule binding
Source: RefSeq, a predicted model, not a curated record
ACAUAAUUAUUUCCUGUCAAGGUGAAAGGAAGGAAAGUUACAAAUCAUUUUUUUUAUAUUUUGAACUCUAAUAAGAGGAAAUGUUUAAAUUAAAGUCAUGUAUUGUAUCAUGAUGUAGAGAUACUGGGAUUGAAAAUGAGAAUUUCCCAACUGUUUAGUCUUUUCUUUAAAUUUUCAGAACUGUCGGCUGAAAACGUUUUAUACCAUUUUAAAGAUGAUACAGUCAUCUUACCAUGUUAUCAAUUCUUAAAUGAAACGAUAGUAUGGCAGGGACCAGGAAAUUAUUCUACAUAUGGAAUCGGGAAAAUCAUAGAUCCAAAAUUGUCUAAAUCCAAAAGACUAUCCAUAAUACAUGUAAAUGGAAGUCUUCAGUAUAAUUUACAAAUUAGACAUUUUUCCAGUGAAGAUGAAGGGCAGUACAAAUGCAUUAGAGGCGGAUCACUGAAAGGUGUAAAAGAGGAAUUUUUUAAUUUGACAAUUGGAAGUAAGUCAUUACUAUAGGUUUAUACAUACUUCAAAAUAUCCUCAAUUUCAAAGUUUCUUUUUUGAUAAAACAUCGCUACAUACCAUUUUAUUAAUAAAACAGUUUGAAUCAAACGUGAUUACACCAGCAUACAUUCUUAACAUACACAAUUUUAAACAUAUUGUUAUGUGUUUGCAAAUUGUUUAAUGACUUUGUCAAGACCUGGGUUUGACACAAGCACCUGAAAACAGACGACGUCUUUCUUUUUUUUAUCUUUUUUUCACCCUUAUGAUUCUUUUGUAGACAAACCAUGCGUCUUGCGUACCAACAUAGAACACUGGUAUCAUUGAUGAGUUCAAUAUUUACGGGUAAAAUGAUACACAAAUAUGUUAUGAUUUAUUUACUAUACAACACCAAUGUAAAAUAUAUUCACAGUCUUAGUAUAAGGCCUGACGUUGUACUAUAUGUUUAACUAAAACUAUUUGUAACCUUGAAAAGUACAUGUGUUAUAUAUAUUGUUCUUCUAAAACUAUCCUUUUGCACUAGCUUUCGUAUAUUUCAAAAUGUAUUAUUUUGAUUGUGUGUGAAUAUAUGUGUUUCAAAAUACAAGUUUGCAAGGAAUCAAACAUUGAUAAAACGUAUAUAUAUAUAUAUAUAUAUAUGAUACACUUUAGCAAGGCCCAGCAACUUAACGAUAGUAGAGGCAGAUUCUCAACACAUCGUGUACGGAUAUCUGAAUCGUGUAUUGGAUUUAAGUUGCACUGUUAUUCACGGAAUUCCAAAGGGAAAACUAGUGUGGAUGGUUAACAACAAAAUUCUUGAAGAAAAAACAACAGCAUUGUUAGUCUAUUCAUUCAAACCUAAACAAGAUGACCAUUUGAAAAAUUAUACAUGUGCGACAAAAAGCAUUAUCGCACAAUAUGUUAUGGAGCGCACUGUUCAAUUGUUUGUCUACAUGCCGCCAAUUGUUUCGAUUUCCUACAAUAAAACCCUGGAUAUUUUUGAAGGAGAAGCUUUGACAUUGUAUUGCAACUACAGUUCAAACCACAAAGUAAAAGGGUUGAAAUGGCAGAAAAUGUUACCACAUAAAAGUCCAUUGGAUGAGCAAUCACCGUAUUUAAACAUUAAGAGCAUCACUAGACAAAAUGCAGGAAAGUACAAAUGCACUGUCACAAAUAUGGCCAGCAUCGCUUCAGAUUUUGUGACCAUUGACGUAUACUAUCCUCCAAAAGUACAUAUCAAAUUCGAAGAGCAUGGACAUUACAGACAAUUAAAUUGUUUAGCUAAUGGAGUACCAGAUCAAUAUAUCUUUACACAGUGGGAACAUAAGUCUGACUAUUAUGAUCUGAUCAGAUAUCUUCCCGACGAUGGCAGUGGUAGACUAAUACUUCCAAACAUCAAAGGAGAGACAGAUCGCCAUCACGACAGAGGAUUUUAUAUUUGUCAAGCUUCUAAUAAUGUGUCGUUGAAUGGUAGCAGCUCUUUCGUUCGUGGGGAUUUUUUUCUCAAUUCACCAGGAAAACCGUAUUUUGUUACCUCCAACAAUAACACGCAAUAUGGAAUAAAAGAUCAAGUGGGCAACCUAACCGUUAACUUUGUUAGUUUUCCAGAGAUUACGAAGUUUACUGUUAUUGGUGUGGAUAAGAUACAUCCUAACGACAAUCAUACUCUGGAAACUUGGAGGGUUAUAGACAAAGUAUAUAACAAAACUGUAUUUGUGAAUGGCAGUAGACUGGUCAUAUCAAUGUACAUAAGGAAUGAAAGUGAUUUCCGGUCAUAUACAAUAAAACUGAGAAAUAAGUUUGGAUCAGCCAACUUCAACAUUUCCCUUCGUUCAGCAAGUUGUCCUGAAACACCAGAAAUUAUGAAGAUAAUGCCUAAGACAAGUAAGAUCCUUAUCCAGUGGCGUGCAAAGUUUCAUGGUGGAUUCCCACAGUCAGUCGUCAUCCAGUAUCGUAGACGUGAUGUUCAGUACUGGAAUGAAAUACCUGUCUCAGGUCCUGGGAUGCAAAUUGAUUCUAUCGAUGGACUAACUUCUGGAACUGAGUACUUGAUUCGAAUUUACUCCGAAAAUAUAAAAGGAAAGAGUAACUUUACAGAUGUGAAACUCAUCAGAACAGGAUCUACAAAAGUCAGUGACAAUGAGACACUUGUAUUUUUUGUAUUGGUUGUUCCAUUUCUGAUAUCAAUUGGUGUCCUGUAUUGGCAGUAUAAAAAAGGAAAUGUAAGAGCACUUGAGAGAAUCAGUUGCUUCAAAAGGCAGCAAUUCAUUUACGAAGUUGGCGUUGGUGCUGUUGAGAACAAUGUUUACGAGAUGCAGAACAAUGUAGAACAGCAUGCAGUGGCACAGAAUGCAGUCGCACAGAACUUAGAUGUCCCUGUGUAUUCUUCUAUUGACAGACGAGCAAAUCUUACCAUAGGACAGACCGUCUCCUAUUCGACAACACCAAAACGGAAACGAAACUAUCUUGAAAAACGCAAAGAGAAUAGAGCUUCUGUUGGACAGGCUAGCGGAACUGUGAACUCUGCGACAAAGAAGGGUCCUGAUAGACUUAGCUAUAUUGAAGUUAGCUUUGAACCAAACCCAAACGAAUACAAGUUUUACAUUCAUGGUAGUGAAAACAGAACAAAUUAUGUUGACAUAGAUUUCUCAAAAAAAGUAUCUUCAUACGCAGAUAGUCACAGAGAAAGUGACGAUGACUCCAUUCCACAAGCAUGUGCGAUGCAAAACUAUGAGUAGUGAAAAAUACAAAAUCUGUUUUAUUUUAUUGUGUUAAUGUUUCAAUCAUUUCUUUCUUCAUAAUGUAUGUUGCGUUUGUUUUUUCAUGUGUAAAAAUAAUUAUUAAAAAUAUAUAUAUAUC